Notechis scutatus (mainland tiger snake) is the source of this 2188-nucleotide messenger RNA. Its product is annotated as interferon-induced protein with tetratricopeptide repeats 5-like. NCBI's taxonomy places the organism in Eukaryota, Metazoa, Chordata, Lepidosauria, Squamata, Elapidae. The record is from RefSeq and is a predicted model, not a curated record. Gene Ontology annotation, biological process: defense response to virus. Gene Ontology annotation, molecular function: protein binding. Gene Ontology annotation, cellular component: cytosol.
GGAAUGAGAAGAAAUGGAAAUCGAUUCUGCUCCACACUUUACUUCCAGCAGGGCAGAAUUGAAGUUUCGUUUCUCCUAAGCUCACUGGAUCGCCUAAGUUUCGUUUUUCCCCUUUUCCCCUCCCAACUUCUUUCUGACUAGACGGCUGGCCGUGAGAAGCAGCCGAUCCUCUCUCUCACUCUUUCUCUCUCUCUGUGAAAUUUAAAGAAAACCCUGAUCGCCAUUUCUGGAAAAAAGGAAAAGGAGAACCAUCGGGUUUCCCCCCCCUCCCACGCCUAAUAAUAAACCUGCAAUCAUGAGUCUCCUCUCCCGGGAAGGUUUAAAGGAGAUUCUCCAACAACUUGAAUGCCAUUUUACAUGGGAGUUGCAGAAAGAGCAUAUUGAUCCUGAUGAAUUGGAGGAAAGAAUUGCUGAGCAGAUCCAGUUCUUAAUCAAUAAAUCCAAAGUUCAAAAUUACAACCUUCUUGCCUAUGUGAAAUUCCUGAAUGACAAGAAGGAAGAAGCCCUGGAAAAUUUGCAGAAAGCUGACGAGGCUGUGCCCCUAGAAUACCCUGGGGAUGUUGAAAAGGGAAGCCUUGUUACCUGGGGCAACUGUGCCUGGGUGCACUACCACAUGGGCAAUCUUACUGAAUCCCAAGCCUACCUGGAGAAGGUAGGAAGCAUCUGCAAGCAACUUGGAAGUGAGUCUCCUUAUAAGCUGGAGCUCCCACAGAUCUACUGUGAAAAGGGUUGGGCGCUCCUAAAAUUUGGAGCCAGGUAUUAUGAAAAGGCCAAGGAGAGUUUUGCAAAAGCCCUGGAAGAAGAACCCGAAAACCCAGAAUUUAAUUUGGGCUAUGCAAUCACAAUAUACCGCCUGGAAGAUUAUUAUGCAAAAAAACAUUCAGGAAAAAACUCUUCAUUGGAACCUUUGAGGCGUGCAGUAAAACUGAAUCCCAACGACAUAUUUGUGACGCCUCUCCUUGCAUUAAAGUUACAGGACACAAACAGAGUGAAGGAAGGAAAAAAAUACAUUGAGGAAGUGCUUGGAAAAUAUCCUGAUGUUCCUUAUGUAUUAAGAUAUGCUGCCAAAUUUUACAGAAGGAAAGGAGAUGUAGAGACAUCAUUGCAACAUUUGAAGAAAGCAUUGAGCUUGACCCCAAACUCUGGAUUCUUGCACCAUCAGAUUGGGAUUUGCUACAGAACACAGUACUUCGCACUGAAAAAAAAAGUGUCCAAAGGCCAAUUCCAGUUUGUUGUAAAGCAAUUUGAACUUUUGAACCUUUGCAUUUUUCAUUUCCAAAAAGUGGUGGAGCGUAAAACCAAGUUCAUCUAUGCUUAUAUUGACCUUGCUAACAUGUAUGUCGAACAACAAAGACUACCGAAAGCAGACGAAACCUUUCAGAAAGUGUUUGCCAUCAGCAACCUAACUGCUACAGAGAAGCAGCAGCUCCAUUUUAAUUAUGGAUGUUUUCAGGAACGUCACAGAAAAUCAGAAGUGAAUGCUAUGAAACAGUACCUGGCUGGGCUGAAAAUUGAAAAUGGUUCAUUCGAACAAAAGAAAUGUGAAAGGAGCUUGAAGCAAUUGUUGCAUAAAACGGUUAAGAAAGGUCUAAUAUGUGUUGAGAUAUUUGAAAUCUUGGGAUCUGUCUCCGAACGCCUUGGAUUAAAAGAAGAAACCAUUGAGGCCUAUGAAAUAGCCCUGAAAAUGGAUCCUGGGAAUGAAGAGUAUCUGAGUGCAUUUAUGAACUUGAAGCUUUCCUUGAAAAAUUAAAUGUUUGCUAUGUUUUCCAAUAUAUGGCUUCCAAAUAUUUUAAGUUUUGCAUUUCAUGCCAUGUCAAAAACCCAAAUAGUUACCAUUUACAAUUGCCUUGAGCUAGAGUACUUACAUCUCUGCUCUGUGUGUGUGUGUGUGUGUGUUUAGAAUAUUAGCUUCUAAUGGGGACUUAUUACAACACUAAAAGUCAAAACAUUAAACCGAACAGCAAGCAAGAUAAAACAAAAGGAUUAAUUAUAAAUGGGGUGGAGGUGGAAUCUUACAAUGAUGCUCUGUAGCUUCAACUAGUCCUUGCAGAAGCUGCAAUGCCUCUAUGCACGUAUCACAAUUUACCACUGAGCUGUGGUGGUGGUAUUGCAGGUUUUGCAGGCUAUUCUGUUGACUGCCAGCAGUUCGAUUCUCACUGGCUCAAGGUUGACUCAGCCUUCCAUCCUU